AUGGCCGCGCCGCCGGGCUCGGCGGGGCUCUGGGCGCUGCUGCUACCGCCGCUCCUCGCCCUCAGCGCGGCGCAGCCGGGCCCCGCCGCCUCCCGCGGGACGGGGCUCAGCCUCCACCCGCCCUACUUCAACCUGGCGGCGGCCGCCCGCAUCUGGGCCACGGCCACCUGCGGGGAGGCGGCGGGCGGCGGCGGGCGGCCGCAGCUCUUCUGCAAGCUGGUGGGGGGCCCGGCCGCAGCCCCGCUGGGACGCGCCAUCCAGGGCCAGUUCUGUGAUUACUGCAAUGCUGCUGAUCCCAGCAAAGCUCACCCGAUAACCAAUGCCAUUGAUGGCACUGAGAGCUGGUGGCAAAGUCCCCCUCUUUCCGUGGGCUUGAAGUACAACGAAGUCAAUGUCACCCUAGAUCUGGGGCAGCUCUUCCAUGUUGCCUAUAUCCUUAUCAAGUUUGCAAAUUCUCCUCGUCCAGAUCUCUGGGUCUUGGAAAGAUCGGUGGACUUUGGAAAAACUUACACUCCAUGGCAAUAUUUUGCUUACUCAAAAGCAGAUUGCUUGGAGCGCUUUGGAAAGGAAGCAAAUAUUCCUGUGAGGAGGGACAGCGAUGUCCUGUGCACUACCGAGUACUCUCGCAUUCUGCCUCUAGAAAAUGGAGAGAUUGUAGUAUCUUUGGUAAAUGGCCGCCCAGGAGCAAAAAACUUCACUUAUUCCCCUGGUCUUCAAGAAUUCACAAAAGCAACAAACAUCCGCCUGCGCUUUCUCAGAACUAAUACUCUUCUUGGACACUUGAUAUCCAAAGCUCAGCGAGACCCCACUGUGACUCGUAGAUAUUACUACAGUAUAAAGGACAUCAGUAUUGGUGGUCGGUGUGUUUGCCAUGGCCAUGCUGAAGUAUGUAAUCCAAAGAGCGCUGAAAACCAAUACCAGUUUCAGUGUGAAUGUCAGCAUAACACUUGUGGGGAAACCUGUGACCACUGCUGCCCUGGAUAUAAUCAGAAGCAGUGGCAACCUGCAACAGCUGGGAGCACAAACAUAUGUGAACCCUGCAAUUGCCAUGGACAUGCCACUGAUUGCUACUAUGAUGCUGAUGUUGAUCAGCGUCGAGAAAGCUUAAACAUCCAUGGGCAUUAUGAAGGUGGAGGAGUCUGCAUUAACUGCCAGCAUAACACGGCUGGGAUUAACUGUGAGAAGUGUGCAAAAGGUUACUAUCGUCCUUACGGUGUUCCAGUGAGAGCUCCCGAUGGUUGCAUACCCUGCAGUUGCAACUUGGAGCACUCAGAUGGCUGUGAGGAAGGGUCUGGCCGCUGCUUCUGUAAGCAUAAUUUCCAGGGAGACCACUGUGAACGCUGUGCUGAUGGAUUCUAUGGUUAUCCAUUUUGUGUCUAUACUCCUGUAUAUCCUUCUACUUCUUCAGUUCCCAGAGAUGAUGUGGCUGGUGACAUAAUAGAGGGAGGCUGCAGACCAGGGUAUUUUGGCCCUCAGUGUCUGUCGUGCCAGUGCCACGGUGCAGGAGUGCUGGGCAGUGACUGCGAUGGAAGUACUGGGCAGUGCAGAUGUCGAACUGGAUUUGGGGGUUUUUCCUGUGAUACCUGUGCACCUGGCUAUUUUCAGUACCCCUUCUGUCAUGUGUGUGAAUGUAACUUGUUGGGUACCCAGCCUGAAGUCUGUGAUUUCUUUGGGAGGUGUCUUUGUCGCUCAGGGGUCAGUGGACUUCAGUGUGACAGCUGCCAGCCUGGCCACCACUCGUUCCCUGCCUGUCAAGAAUGCAGCUGUGAUGUUGUUGGCUCAUUGGGGAAUACAUGUGGUCCUGGAGGGCAGUGUCUGUGCCGUAGUAACUAUGCUGGGCUGAGAUGUGACCAGUGUGCUCCAGGAUAUUACAGCUAUCCCAACUGCUUGCGUGUCAACAGCGAGUGUGACCCUGCAGGUAGCGUUGGUUCUCACUCUGGAUAUUGUCAAUGUCUCCAGCACGUUGAGGGUCCUACCUGCAGUAAGUGCAAACCCUUGUACUGGAACCUGGCCAAAGACAACCCCGAGGGAUGUACAGCAUGCCAGUGUGAUGUGAGUGGAACGCUAAGUGGAGUUGGAGAAUGUCAGCAGGAAAAUGGGCACUGCUACUGCAAAUCUAAUGUUUGUGGUGAUUCCUGUGACACUUGUGAAGCUGGCUAUUAUGCUCUUGAAAAAAAGAAUUAUUUUGGCUGCCAAGGCUGUGGGUGCGACGUUGGAGGAUCCCUCAGCCCAGCCUGUUCCCAGCCCUGGGGCAGCUGCCAGUGCAGGGCACACGUCGUGGGCACGACCUGUCGGGAGCCUGAAAAAAACUAUUUUUUCCCUGAUCUGCACCACAUGAAGUUUGAGAUUGAAGAUGGUACUACUGUCCAAGGAGGGAAAGUUCGGUUUGGCUAUGAUCCUCAGGAAUUUCCUAGCUUCAGUUGGAGAGGAUAUGCACAGAUGUCCUCUAUACAAAAUGAAGUGAGGAUAACUUUGAAUGUGGAAAAAUCAAACCUCUACUUAUUUCGCAUUAUCCUGAGAUAUAUUAACCCUGGAGGUGAAACAUUGUCUGGUCACAUAUCUGCUUGUCAGUCUCAGCCUGAAGCAGGGGCUGCUCAGGGCAAAGAGUUUGUCUUCCCGCCCAGCAAGGAGCCAGCUUUUAUCACAAUCCCAGGAAAAAGCUCCACAGAGCCUUUCUCACUGGCUCCAGGCACGUGGACUGUCAGUAUAAUGGCAGAGGAAGUUCUCUUGGAUUACCUGGUGCUGUUACCUAGUGAUUACUACGAGGCAUCCCUGUUGCAGAUCCGAGUUACAGAGCCUUGCACACAUCCCAGGCCUGCUUCAGCAGAACACUGCUUGCUCUAUCAGCAUGUGCCUCUGGGCAGAUUUUCCUGUGUCCUUGGUUCAGAAGCAGUGCAUUUCAGACACGGGGGAGAAUCCAGAAGAAUACCUGUGCGACAGCCAGCUCCCAAUCAGCCAGUGAUGGCCCAUAUCAGUGGAAGAGAGGUCAAUUUAGAGAUGACCAUAAAUGUUCCUCAAGUCGGUCGCUAUGUUCUGGUUUUUGAAUAUGCCAACGAAGAUGAUCAGAUGUACACUGCAGAGCUAACAGUACAUAGCCCUGGACCUGUCACUGAAGGCAGAGUGAGAAUAUACAGUUGUAAAUACAGUUUCCUUUGUCGCAGUGUCGUAGUUGAUGACAGGAAUCGCAUUGCAGCCUAUGACCUUCUAGCAGACACAAAGAUACAUCUUAAAGCAUCAUCAAGUCGUUUUCUUCUGCACAAGGUUUGCAUUAUAUCAACUGAAGAAUUUUCUCCAGAAUACGUGGAUCCUAAAGUACAGUGCAUAGCUGCUUACAGGAGUAACAGUGAUGGAAGUGCAGCAUGCAUUCCCUCAGUUUUUGAAACUCCAUCAGGAGCUUUGGUUUUGGAUGCAUUCAAAGAUGGGAAGAUUUCUGAAGUACAGGAGAAUAUACUGCAUGAUCCAUGGAGUGCUGCUUUACCUGCUGGUUCAGUUCAUGGAGUCACCUUGACACCGUUACAGAAUCAGAUCACGUUGAGUGGCAGAGUGCCCCACUUGGGCAGAUACGUAUUUGUGGUACAUUUUUAUCAGCCGGCACACCCAGUGUUCUCUGUGCAAGUCUAUGUGAAUGCAGGACAUGUGUGGUCAGGUACUUUCAAUGCUUCAUUCUGCCCUCAUACUUCUGGCUGUCGGGUUCAGGUGAUUGCAGCAAACCAAAUUGAGCUUGAUGUUUCUGAACCCGUGGUCGCUGUUACAGUGAUGAUACCGCAUGGAAGAACACUGGUUCUGGAAAAUAUCUUAGUUGUUCCAGCAGACAUCUACAGUUACAAAAUUCUUGACAAAAAGGCAGUGGACAAAUCAUUUGAUUUUAUCAGCCAAUGUGGAGGAAACAGUUUUUAUAUUGACCCAGAACGAUCAUCAGCCUUCUGUAAGGACUCUGUCAGGUCACUGGUGGCUUUCUACAACAAGGGAGCCCUGCCAUGUGAUUGCCACAGCGCAGGGGCCAGGAGCCCUACGUGCAGCCCCCUGGGAGGGCAGUGCGUUUGCAGACCCAACGUCAUCGGUCGCCAGUGCAGCCGGUGCCAGACCGGCUACUAUGGAUUCCCAUUUUGCAAGUUAUGCAACUGCGGGCAGCGUCUUUGUGAUGACAUGACUGGUAAAUGCAUUUGCCCUCCACGAACUGUGAAGCCAAAAUGUGAAGUGUGUGAGAAAUAUUACUUCAGUUAUCAUCCUCUUGCUGGCUGCAAAAGCUGCAACUGCUCAGAAAAAGGAAUUGUUGAUGUGGCAAGCCCAGAAUGUGAUAAAACCAGUGGACAAUGCAAAUGCAAACCAGGAGUAAACGGACGUCAGUGUGAUCAGUGUGCUCCUGGAACUUAUGGUUUCCCUAACUGUGUGCCAUGUAGCUGUAACAGAGAUGGAACAGAACCAGAUGUUUGUGAUCCCCAGACAGGAAUUUGUCUUUGCAAGGAAAAUGUGGAAGGUGCAGCAUGUGACACUUGCAGACCAGGAUUCUUUUAUCUGAACCCCUCUAACCCCAGGGGAUGCACACCUUGCUUUUGUUUUGGGGCAACCAGCGACUGUCGCAGCACGGAUCGUCGUAGAACCAAGUUUGUGGAUAUGAGGAACUGGCGCUUGGAGGCAGUAGAUGAAAAUAUGGACAUUCCAGUCACUUUCAAUCCAGUCAGUAACAGUGUGGUGGCUGAUGUUCAAGAAUUGCCAGCUUCUGUGCAUAAUUUGUACUGGAAAGCACCAGCAUCCUACCUGGGAGAGAAGCUUUCUUCAUAUGGUGGUUUCCUAAGUUACCAAGUGAAAUCUUUUGGCUUACCUAGCGAGGGCAUGGUUCUUCUGGAUAAGAAGCCUGAUAUACGACUAACAGGCCAACAAAUGGAAGUUGUUUAUAUGGAUCCCAACAACCCACUGCCUGAUCGUCAGUAUUAUGGCCGAGUGCAGCUGGUUGAGGGCAACUUGAGACACGCCAGCAGCGGUAAGCUGGUAUCCCGAGAAGAACUGAUGAUAAUCCUGUCCAGGCUGGAUGGCCUGCACAUCCGCGCCCUUUACUUCACGGAGACUCAGCGCCUGACGCUUGCGGAGGUCGGGCUGGAGGAAGCCACCGGCGAGGGCAGCGGCAGCAUCGCGCACAGCGUGGAGACGUGCGCCUGCCCGCCGCAGUACACCGGUGACUCGUGCCAGGAGUGUGGCAUUGGAUUUUAUCGUGAGAAUAAAGGACUAUUUGCUGGACGCUGUGUGCCCUGCAACUGCAAUGGAAAUUCAAAUAGAUGUCAAGAUGGUACUGGAAAAUGUAUUGACUGUCAGUAUAAUACUGCUGGGGAGAAAUGUGAGCACUGUAAAGAUGGUUAUUUUGGAGAUGCCACUCAAGGUUCCUGCCGGGAAUGCCCUUGCCCAUAUACAAACAGGUUUGCAACUGGCUGUGUGGCAAAUGGUGAAGAAAUCCAGUGUCUCUGCAAAAAAGGCUACACUGGAGCUCGCUGUGAACGCUGUGCUCCUGGAUAUUUUGGAAAUCCACAAAACUAUGGAGGCUUCUGUCAGGAAUGUAACUGUAAUAAUAAUGGACAGCUGGCUAGCUGUGACCACCUGACUGGAGAAUGUUUCAAUAAUGAGCCAAAAGAUGUGGAUCCCAAUGAAGAUUGUGACUCCUGUGAUAGCUGUGUGAUUACACUGCUGAAGGAUUUGAGCACAAUAGGUGACGAGCUUCAGCUCAUCAAGUCUCAGCUGCAAAAUGUCCAUGCAAGUACCCACACUCUGGAGCAGAUGAGAGACCUGGAAACACGCAUCAAGGACUUAAAGGUCUUACUGAGCAACUACCGUUCUGUUGUUCAUAAUCAAGGUUCAAAGGCAGAUGAGUUGGAGACAGAAUUCAUUAAACUAGAUCGCGAUUUAAAUGCUCUCCAGGAAAAGGCUGAAAUGAACUACAAAGAAGCUGAGAGAUUAUAUAACAAUUUUGGUCAAACUCAUCAGAAAGGAAAGGAUUUAGUUUCACAAAUACAAAUCGUGGUCAAAAAUAUACAAGCACUCUUGGAACAGAUAGCAGGUACAAAUGCAGAGGGUAACAACCUGCCCCUGGGAGAUGCCUCUGAAGAACUGGCCGAAGCUCAGCGCAUGAUGACAGAGAUGCGGAACCGCAACUUCGGCCAGCUUCAAGCUGAGGCAGAGAAGGAGCAAAGAGAAGCUCAGCAGUUGCUGGCACGUGUUAAGAAUGAACUACAAAAGUACCAGCAAGAAAAUCGUGGGCUUAUUAAAGUUGUGAGGGAUGCACUGAAUGAAUAUGAAUCCAAAAUCACUGACCUCCGUGAAGCUCUGAAUGAUGCAGCAGGACAAAUCAAGCAGGCUGAAGGCUUAAACAGAGACAACACAGUUCUGUUAGAAGACAUUAAGAAACGGAUUGCAAACGCAAACGUGCAACAGAAUGGUGUCUUGAAUAUUCUGAGCUCGGCCCGAUCUUCCCUGACACAAGCUAAGAGUGCACUUGGAUUGUUGCAAGAGAGCAAAGAGGAAUAUGAAAGCCUGGCUGCUCAGCUGGAUGGAGCAAGGAAGGAUAUGAAUGAAAAAGUGGCAAAUCUCUCAUCAGCAAGCAAAGAACCACUGGUGGUGAGGGCCGAAGAACACGCCAAAUCUUUGCAAGAUUUGGCAAAACAACUGGAAGAAAUAAAGAACAGUGCCAGGAAGGAUGAGUUGGUGGGCUGUGCUGUGGAAGCUUCUACUGCCUAUGACAAUAUUAUUAGUGCCAUCAAAGCAGCAGAGGAGGCAGCCAACCAAGCUGGGAAAGCAGCUGACUCAGCUUUAUCUACUGUGAAGAGAGAAGACCUAUCAGGAAAAGCUGCAAGGUUAAAAACUGAGAGCAGUACACUCAUGGAUCAAGCACAGGAGACUAAAAGGACAUUGCAAGCUAUUGGUUCAAACCUCGAUGACCUAAAGCAAAGACUUGAUGUCGCUGAUGGAAAGACAGAUGCACUGAAAAUUGAUCUUGUCACUGCUCAAAACAAUCUCAAUGGGAUAAACAGAGGUGACAUUGACAGUAUCAUCACCAGUGCAAGGAACAUGGCAGAAAAUGCCAACUCUGUCACCAACAGUGUGUUGGGUGAACUGGUCCCAAUUGAAGCCGAAGUGGAAAGAAUUAAGAGUAACUAUGGAAGCACACAGAGUGCCGGCUUCAAUAAAGCAUUGAUGGAGGCAAACAAUUCAGUAAAAAAUUUGACAAACCAACUUCCAGAUCUGUUCAGCAAGAUCAAGAGUAUCAACCAGCAGCUGAUGCCAAUAAGCAACAUCUCUGAGAACAUAGAUCGCAUAAGAGAGCUGAUUCAGCAGGCAAGAGAUGCUGCAAAUAAGGUUGCUAUUCCUAUGAGGUUCAAUGGCAGCUCUGGUGUAGAGGUUCGACCUCCAAGCAACCUUGAAGAUCUAAAGGGCUAUACUUCACUUUCCUUAUUUAUCCAAAGACCUCGGCAAACAUCAGAAACUCACCAGAGGGCAAAUAGGUUUGUCCUGUACCUGGGUAAUAAAGAUGCUUCCAAGGACUACAUUGGUAUGGCUGUGAAAGAUGGUUACCUUACUUGUGUCUAUAACCUGGGAGGUGGUGAUGGGGAAGUGAGAGUGCAGUCAUUGGUGACUCAAAGCAACACUGAGGAAUCUGUUAUGGAUCAAAUUACAUUUGAAAGGAUUUACCAGUAUGCAAAGCUGAAGUACAUCAAAGCAGCAACAUCAAUUUCUCCAGAUUAUGAAAGCCCUAGGAGUACAAGCAGCGGAGACAGUGACAUGCUCCUCAAUCUUGAUCCCAGCAGUGUCGUCUUUUAUGUUGGAGGAUACCCACCAGAUUUUAGGCCUCCACGAAAUCUCAACUAUCCUCGUUAUGAAGGCUGCAUUGAAUUAAACAGCCUAAAUGAGCAUAUUAUCAGCCUUUACAACUUCAAGAGGACUUUUAAUCUCAACACCACUGAAGUGCAACCCUGCAGAAGGUAUAAAGAGGAGACUGAUCAAAGCUAUUUUGAGGGCACUGGUUAUGCCAGUGUCACAGCAAGAGAAAGAAGUGCCGAACGAGUACGAUAUGAGCAGACAAUUGAGACAACUGCAGAUGAAGGCAUCGUGUUUUUUGCAGCAAAUGGGGAUCAGUUCAUCAGUGUGCUCAUUAAAAAUGGUCAUACAGUUUUUAGAUACAAACUUAACUCUGAACCUCCAAAAGAAAUAGAAGCCAAAGAAACUGUAAAUGAUGGAACAUACCAACAAAUUAAUUUGGUGCUUGACCGAAGAAAGAAAGUUGUGUAUGUCAGUCCUGCUAUUAGAGCCAACAUACACGUCUUCAAUUUCACUGAGUACUACCUAGGUGGAGUUCCAUCUUUUCUACGGGAACGCUUUAAUAUAUCCACACCUCCAUUCCGGGGCUGCAUGAAGAAUGUGAAAAACCCAAGCACUGCAUCUGUUGUUUUUGAUAAGACUUUUGGUGUCAGCAAGAAAUGUCUAGAUGACUGGAAGCUUGUGAGAUCUGCAGCUUUCUCCAAGGACGGAACACUGAGCCUGAGUGCAGCAGAUUUCCCAUUUCCCAAGGAUUUCCAAGUUGGCUUUGGCUUUCAGACCACAGCUUCAACCGGAACACUCCUAAAUUACAAUAUAAGGCCUGAUGUUCUUUCCAUCUUUCUGAGUCCUGGCUCUGUAACUGCAAAGAUACGAGAUAAGGAAAUUAAACUGGAAAAGAAAUAUGAAGAUGGGUCAAUGCAUUAUGUGACAGUAAUAAAAGCAGACAACAGAGUACAUCUGAUGGUUGAUGAUGAGUCAAAAGCAGUUGACUCUCCCAGUUCAUCAAACUCACAGGAAUCAAACAGACCUAUAAAACUUGGUGGAGAUAAUUUUGAAGGUUGCAUUUCAAACGUCUUUAUUAAAAGGGCAGGUCAGCUCCCUGAGGUUCAAAAUCUUGUUGCUAAUACUGGCAAGACUGGUGUAUCCCUCGGAGCUUGCCAGGAAUACAAAAACCUUGAACCAAUGAUGCUGCAGGAAUUUAAAAAUCCUCUCAGGCUUAAGAUGCUCAAGAAUGAAAAAUACCUUGAUUAUCUGAAAGCUGCUAAGGUGGAAAACCACACUAUAGCAGCCCCCUUACAUGACAGCAGUGAAGCAUAUCUUCUUGGAAGCAUCCCCAACAGUUUCAUAUCGUACAUGUUUUCUCCGUUGUUACCUACAGACAGGUUACAUUUUUCUGUAGAUGUACGGACUCGAUCAUCAAGAGGAUUAAUAGUUUUCAUGGAGGAAAGCUCUGAGGACUCUUAUAUGGCUCUCCACAUUUCAAAAGGACAUUUUGUCUUUUCACUUGGCUCUGCAGAAAAACAAAUCAAAGUCAAAACCAGUAAUAAAUACAAUGAUGGGCAAUGGCACACUGUGGUCUUCAGCACAGAUGGGAAGAAUGCCCGCCUUGUCGUUGAUGGUCUAAGGGCCCAGCACAGAAAAUUGGGAACAAAUUCUGCCAUCAGCAUUAAGCCACCAGUCUAUGUGGGAGGGCUGCCACCACUGAAGAAACAGAAUAUACCAAUGAAGAGUUUCAAGGGUUGCCUGAGGAAUUUUAAGGUGAAUGGAAAAGUCAUGAAUGCACCUCAACAAAAAAAUGGCGUACUUCCGUGUCUGGAUGUUCCCAUGGACACAGGGAUUUACUUCUUUAAUGAAGGAGGAUAUAUCACCAUUGGUAAUUUGCUGAUGGGAUUGGAUUUCAGGAUUGUAUUUACCAUUCGACCAAAGAGUUCAACAGGUGUACUCCUCCAUGCUGGAAGCAAGCAAGACAACUAUUUGACUAUUUACAUGAAGGGAGGAAAGGUCAUUGCUGCUGGAAAUAGUGGUGCUGGAGAAUUCCAGGCAUCAGUCACACCUAGGAAACCUCUGACUGAUGGACAGUGGCAUACCAUUGCAGUGUCUCAGAAGGAGAACACAGUGCAGCUAGAAGUGGGCACACAGAGUAACUAUACCAUUGAACUUCAACCCUCUCCUCUUAGACAUGUGUAUCAGCCACUCUACUUUGGCAAAAUUCCAGCAAAUUUGGACACCCCAUGGGUUCCAGUAGAAGACCCAUUUUUUGGCUGUCUUUGGAAUAUUACCAUCAAUGACAAACAUAUCUCCACCAGGAGAAUUUCAGAGGUUCAUGGUGGAGUGAAUUUGCACGGGUGCCCAGGGAAGUAACUCUGCUGUUACAGUCAUUGUGCACACAUCGGGCUGUGUCUGUGGAAGAGCUGUGUGGAUUCCCCUUUGCUGAUCAGCAUCAGGCUGCUUGUUCUGAACAGCCGGUGAGCAAAUGCAUCCUCUGGAUGUGGACUGUGCCAAAGCAAACGAAAAGUAUUUGCUUUGACAAACUCCUUUUUAAAUGUUAUUGAUUUCCGAGGUAAUCCAUUGUGCCUUCUGAGAUGUGUGCAGAAAAUAAUAAUUGCAUAUGCCCUACUGGGCCAAAUUCUGCUCUCACCCACAACAGCAGAGACUUGAGCAGCUCUUAAUUUUAGAAAUUUUCCUUGGUGUUGGCCACCUUGAGAGCAAAUUUGAUCCAUUAAUAUAAAGAAUUUUAUAAAAAUAUGAAUCUCUUCGGAUUGUUGCUUAUACAGAAAUGUACAUUGAUGUUAAAAGUAAUAAUAAUAAUAUAAAUGGAGUUUGAAGCACUUUAAGGAGUGAAACUCUGGGAGUUUGUUACAAAGUUAGGAAUUGUGGGACCAAAUAAAUGCAGUAUGUUCCUAAAACCUUUCAUUUUCUUGUUUGGUUGUUUUAACCUGGUGGGUUUUUAAUGUACUUUUUAGAAGCUGCUAAAUCCUGCUUGCAUUGUGCAAAUAUUUCUGCAGGUUUAAGAUUCAGGAAAAUUCCUGAACAAGCAGGUGUCCAUCAUCUCUGCAUCUCUGCUUAUCACAAUUUGGUUAUCUAAAAAUCUCAAAAGGAGGGUUGUUUUUUUGCAACCUUCAGAACCAAAGAGUCACUUUCAUAGGCAAUUUUUUUCCUAAUGAAAUGAAGGAAAGUUUUAUCAAGAAUAGCAGCUGCAUCUGCUACAAUUAUGUAGCACAAAUUACAGGACUAACCCAGCAAAACUGUUUCCUUCAACAUUCAAAUCUUUGUUUGGUACCUGAUUGUGACCCAUAGUAGAGGUCAAGGAACCCAGUUUCCUUUAUUCUUCCGAGUAGAGGGGCUGGACUGUACAGACUUGACAUGGCUUCUUUUUUCCACUGGCAUCCAGAUUCAGCAUUUUGAUAAUGGUUUUUUUUUUUUAUCCCCAGUGCCCUGAUGCCAACCCUCUUUUCCAAAAUGAAAAAGUGAAAAAAAUGAAAAAAUUUUCUAAGGCUGGUCCUUGAUGCAGGGAGGCAUGCUGACAAAUUCUCCUUCACUCCCCGUGCUCCUACUUUACACUGCUGCCUUCUCAAUGUACAGCAAUAUGUCCUCAGUGUGAGGUCCUCAGAAAUGAGGUGCAAGCUGUACUAAUAGAAGCAGGUGCCAGAUCAGUAGCCCUUAUAGCUUUGGUCAUUAAUCCCUUGUCAAAUUUUUGCAGCUUUGCAGGUCCUUUGCAGCUUUGUGGGGUGAAAAAAGUGUCAGAAAGCUGUUCACACCAAAUCUUAUGUUGCUUUCUUUUUAAUGGCAACUCUUGCACUGGCAUAUCUGUGUCCAUAUGGAGGUUCCUGAAGCAUAAAGCCAGUUUUGGUGGGGAUGGGAUGCAUGCUGCUGUUGAGGGCUCAGAGGGAGCAAAGGAUUGAGAUGUAAUGGCAGAGCCCUCUCUCUGGAGAUGCCCGCAGAAACAUAUUCUCCUGUACAGCAACCUGUACCACCAUAUGGGACAGAACACCCAUCAGGCUGGAGGUCAUGGGUUCAGAAAUCAUAUCCUGUGAUAGCAACAACUGAAUCCUUUCUACUUAUAAAAGCUCAAAUACUGCUCAAAUACUCAGUUGACCAAAACUGUGAAAAUACUCAAUUCAUUUACUGGCCUGAUUGACACUAAAAGUUUCCAGAAGGAGAAAGGAGGAACAAUUAAAUUUUAUCAUGCAAUUUUCUAGUACCAUUCCCUAUCUCAUGUUCAUCAGUUGGCUCUGUGAGGCAGAUUUUCCCAAACCACAAAAAAAAGCCUUUUCAUUCUUCUCUUAGCCCUCCUCAUUAAAACAAAACAAAACAAAAAAAAAAGGCAAAGAUUUUUUUCAUCACAACCUGGAGCCAGUCCUGGAUUUCAAUUCCCUUCCAUUUGAAUUGAUUUGAUCAGAAGUAGUUUUAAUGCUGACAAAAUCAAAUUAAAAAUGUAUAAAGAUUUGAGUAAAUGUAAGAUAUAUCUAUCAGUAAGUAUUAAUUCCUAUACAAUACUACUUUUGCAUAACAAAAAAAUAGGAAAAUCUCUUUGGUUUUAAGGUUCUUCAUGUUUGUUUGGGUUUUUUUACUCACAGUGUUUUUCUGUUGUAUUGCUUCCACAGAGUCAGGCUGUCAUACAUUGUUGGGACAAUGAAUAAAAGCUAACUAGAGUUUCAGGUUCUGUACUUUCACAUAGGUAAAUCUAUUUAACUAUAUUAGACUGAGGAGCACUUAGUAAAAAGCUUUUUCACAGAAUAUUUUGAGUUGGAAGGAAUCCUCAAGGAUCAUCAAGUCCAGUGGAUGAUCUUUACACGAGGGAAGAAGUUGUCCUGUUUCAAUCAAUGAAGAAUUUUUAUGAUUGAAGAAAUCCAUGUGGACACUGUUAAGGGUUUUUUAAUUGCCAGAAGUAGUAGUUCCAAGACUUUCAUCAUCAGUGUUGCCAUUUGACAAUAACUUGCAUGAAUUAUUUACAUGUUUUGGCUGUAGCAUUUCAGGUGUGCUCCCAAAACUAGCAAUUCCCAUAUUAGAAUGAACAGGAGAAGCUUUCCCUGUAACAUUUUAUUCUAUAGUUACUUUACUAAUCAAAUACCAUGUUCAGUACACUGGAUGGCUAAAAAUGCACACUCUUUAACAGCAUGUUAGAGUUCUUCUGAACCCCAAAUCAAUUGCAGAAGGAGAACAGAUUUCCACUCUAAACUAAACCAGAUUGGUAUUGCAGGAAUCAAAUCUCACUCUUGUCCAUAUAAGUAUCAAGGGCAAAGGGUUCUCAUCCACUUAAUUUGCAUUAGAUUUAAUAGGAUCAUGUUAUCUGAGGUGGAUGACACCAAGGUCUGUGAGUUUCCAUUUAUUAUAACUACAAACCAUAGCCAGAUUAUUGGCAGCUGAAAGACAGAAAGCCUAACACUAAGAACUUAGAGCAAAUAAAAUGAAAUAGAUCACAGGGCACUGUAGAAGGAAAUACACAUUCAUUGUAGAAAGAAAAAAGUGUAUAUAUAUAAAAAAGGAAAACAUACUGCCUUUUCACUGCUUAUUAAUGACUGUAACUUAAAUUUAUAAUAACAAAAGUUUCCAAUUAAAACUUGAAACAUUCUUUCUGUACCUGAGCUAAGGGUUUGUGCUUUUAUUACUGUGGAGCUUUCAUUUAAAAUACAAAGCCACUGACCUUUUUCAUUGUCACCACCAACAUGAAUUGGGCAAGCUAACUUUCUGUGGUUUUGUAACCUCUCCUUUGAGUCACCUGUGAGACAAUUAAUUUUAGCUUUCCAUCCUCUUUGCUUCUUUUUAAGUCCUCCAUGAGUAUUUUCCUUAUAUGCUAUUUUUUAUUAUUUGGGAUAUUUUUUCCCUUCUUCCUUUCUGCCCUUCAUAAAAUAGCCUUGAAAAUGCAGUCUUAGUGAAAACACUGUAAUUGUGUUAUGGUUUUGUAAUGGACUCUUGCCAUGCUUUUUGCCUCUUACCAUUACUCUUUGUGGUUUCCUCAUUUAAAAAAACCAAAAACCUCCUGCAUCUUUCCCUAAUGAUGUAAGGAAAUUUAGGAUACAACCUUCUGUAAAUCUGUCUGCAUUUUCUAAAAAUACAUUAAAUGGACCUUGCGAAAGGGAUGUUAAAGGGGAUGGUGCCAUAAUACAAUAUUAUAGCUUCACUGGAGGCAUUAAGGCUGCGAGGCAGAAACAUAAACAUCCUUUGUGCAGCUGGCCCAGACAUCUUAAAAUUGUCAGAGGCUGGUCAUUGCCUGAGCUGCAAUGAAGCACCCUCUGAGUUAAAGAAUUGCAGGCAAAAUAACCAAUGAGUUUUUAUGUUCUGUCAGUUUAGGGGAUCUUCUCUAGCAAUGAAACCAAACUAUGACCUGUUGCUCAUAUUGUACCAUGUCUCCUGCUUUGCAGCUGAGAGCAUAAGAUGUUUUUAAAAACACAGCUAUCGUUACUUAACACCUCAGCCAUUUACUGUGUUUCCUAUGGGUUGUUCAAAAUGUGAAGCACAUGUGAAAUAUUCCAUGAGAAAUAGUUUCUUUGUUAAGGUGUCACUCACUUGUUGAGAAAGAUGGAACACUGCUGCAUUAUCACACAGAAUAAAAAGAAAGAUAGUUGGCAU
Messenger RNA from Parus major (Great Tit), 14370 nucleotides. It is a transcript of the gene LAMA3, whose product is annotated as laminin subunit alpha 3. The record is from RefSeq and is a predicted model, not a curated record. The coding region runs from base 1 to 10161 and encodes 3386 amino acids. Gene Ontology annotation, biological process: regulation of embryonic development; cell adhesion; regulation of cell migration. Gene Ontology annotation, molecular function: signaling receptor binding. The transcript has 77 exons. NCBI's taxonomy places the organism in Eukaryota, Metazoa, Chordata, Aves, Passeriformes, Paridae. Gene Ontology annotation, cellular component: basement membrane.